CAGCCCAUGGGCACCUCUUUGUUCCAAUGCUGAGACGUGGCUAGCUCUGUUCUAGGUCCUGAUCCCCAGGCUUGUGGGCAACAGGCUAGCAUACCAAGAAACAGGAGUCUCUGGUCCCUGAAGGCACUCCAGGCCCCUGGGUCACAAGCUUCGCAUGACCCUCUGACUGGGGUCAAGCAUGUCUGGUGCUUGCCAAGCCUCUGAUUUCUCCCAGCCCUCAUCUGGACGCUUCUCAAGCCAAACCAGGCUCCGGACCACUGGUUGGGCAACCCGUGACCUCAGACUGGGUCAGACCUAUCAGGGAUCCUGGUAGCUCAUGUCCAGAGAAAGCGACUCUCUGAGAUCCAGCCCUUCUGUGGCCUCGCUCUCCGAAAAUGAGCUGCCGCCGCCUGAGCCUCCCGGCUAUGUGUGCUCGCUGACGGAAGAACUGGUCACCAAAGCCCGAGAAGAACUGCAGGAGAAGCCAGAAUGGCGACUUCGGGACGUGCAGGCCCUGCGUGACAUGGUGCGGAAGGAGUACCCGAACCUUAGCACGUCCCUUGACGACGCCUUCCUGCUGCGCUUCCUCCGAGCCCGCAAGUUUGAUUACGACCGGGCCCUGCAGCUCCUAGUCAACUACCACAGCUGCAGGAGGAGCUGGCCUGAAGUCUUCAAUAACCUGAGGCCAUCAGCCUUAAAAGAUGUCCUCGCUUCCGGAUUCCUCACCGUGCUGCCUCACACUGACCCCAGGGGCUGCCACGUCCUCUGCCUCCGCCCAGACAGAUGGAUACCAAGCAACUAUCCAAUUACUGAAAACAUCCGAGCCAUAUACUUGACAUUAGAAAAACUCAUUCAGUCUGAAGAAACCCAAGUGAAUGGAAUUGUAAUUCUUGCAGACUACAAAGGAGUGAGCUUAUCAAAGGCAUCUCAUUUUGGCCCUUUUAUAGCCAAGAAGGUGAUUGGCAUCCUCCAGGAUGGUUUCCCCAUUCGGAUAAAAGCAGUGCAUGUAGUGAAUGAACCUCGAAUAUUUAAAGGCAUUUUUGCCAUCAUAAAACCAUUUCUGAAGGAGAAAAUAGCAAACAGAUUCUUCCUCCAUGGGUCUGACUUGAACUCUCUCCACACAAACCUUCCAAGAAGCAUUCUCCCCAAAGAGUAUGGGGGCACAGCUGGAGAGCUGGACACUGCCACCUGGAAUGCAGUACUGCUGGCCUCAGAAGAUGACUUUGUCAAAGAGUUCUGCCAGCCUGCUCCUGCCUGCGACAGCAUCCUGGGCCAGGCGCUGCUGCCUGAGGGACUGACCUCAGAUGCACAGUGUGAUGACUCCAUGCGAGCUGUUAAAUCACAGCUGUAUUCCUGUUACUAGGUAGUCCCCUGUGUCACCAUCUUUAAGUCCUUUUUUCUUUGGAGAGGCACAAGGAGAACUUAAGGUGCCAAGGAUUCGGUCUUGUGCCUUGUAAUUAAACUGCAGCAUGGAGGAACAGCCCUCGAGAUUUGAAGGUUAGCCAGUCAUGGGUUACUUGAAUUAUUCCAUAGAAGACAUGGAAAAUGUCCCCAGUGAUUUCCAAACAUUUGGAAUCCCAGUUUGUAACUAUUAAUCAGGAAGCUGAAUCUGGGUUCCUUAAAAAUCUGUUUUUAUGUAUCUUGGAAGCAGGAAAAAUCAGGAACAAAGUCACUUUGGUCCCAUUUUCAAGAAAACCACCUGAUUGGCCAGUCAGCUGUGCUCCUAUGAAACAUUUGGGCUAAGCCUGCAAGGUGGCCUAAUGUUGGCUUUGGGAGUUUGUCUUUUACGUAAACCCUGACCACCGACCUCUGUUACUCAUUAAGAAACUUCAUGUUUGAGGCCCCAGCUGCUAUUACUAGGUUUGGAAAGCACCUUAACUGGACAUCAGCACAGCAUCAGGACAUCAGCAGCACUUCCUGAUCAAAUUUGGAAGCCUGAGACUUCAAAGCACCUCUGGGGUUCAUUGGUUGAAUCUUGCAAUAGAAACUUAAGUUUUUCCAAACCCAGAAAGCCUUAGCCCUGGUUCUCAAUAGAAUCAUACAGGGUCUUAGAAGUAUAUGAUCUUACUCAAUCUAAAAUACUGGAUUCCAGGUGUAUGUAGCUAAAAGAAUUCAGCCUGGGAAUCAGAGACCUGGACCACAGGCAUGCAACUAUGGACAAAACCUCUGUGGGCCUCAGCUUUCUUGAAAAUAUAUAAAAUGAGGUGGGUGAGAUAACGUCUAGGUCCUGUCUGGCUGCUAAGGUUCUGGGAUUUGGUUUAGUUACUGAACGUUAGAUUUUCUGUCUGGAAAAAUGACUAUCUAGAUACAAGUAGUUGGAUUCCUGUUUUUGUAUGGUACACAUAGGCCUUUCCACGAAGAAUGUGUCACCAUUUGGCCUUGACUGCAAAGAAACUACUGUGUGUAUUCCUGGAACUCACUGAUACCAAUAUCCUUUGAGUAGUGAUGGUUAAACUUUUAAAAGGUGGCUUUUGUGAGGCCAGGUGAGAUGACCAUGAUCUUGAAUGAACCUUUCCAUCCCUGAGACUCUGGUAGUAUAUUAUAAACUUGACUAUAGUGGUUACAUUACUUGGGAUUCUGGUUUCUGGAUUGCUGGGUCACUUCUGGGUGAGGCCUCCGCCCUCCUAGACCCACGUGAGUUUCUCUCUCUGGCCUGGGUGGACCAGCCGGCUGAACAUCAUCUCUGCAUUUCGGCACUUUAGAUCUUCCCAGCCAAGAUUUCAGCCCUAGCCCAAGCAUCAAAUUAGGUGGUUCAUAUGAUGGCUAGCACCCUGUUUCCUUUGAUAUUUACUCUAUGUGAUUAUGGUGUUAAAUUGUGACAAGUACUACAUGUUGUACGUGUACCUUCUCCAUGCAUUUUUAGACUUAAGGAGGCAAGGCAGAUAGCUCAACUAGCAAGACAACAGUACUCUAAAAUUCAAGGCCAGUCUGUUGUUACUACGCUGUUCAUCCUUAUUGCACUUUUAGAAAUGGAGACACUGUUGGUAGAAAUUAAUUUACUUACCUCAUUGAGUAAGCCAAUUCUAGAGAAAGCUCUUUUCACCAUAGAUAAUAACCCUGGAUCCUCUAGGGUCCUCGCUGCUGAGCAGGAAGUGCCAAAAUGUGUAUCCCUCACUGCCUCUAGUUCCAUCUAAUGAUGUGACCAGCAUUGCUGAGAAGUCCUAGCAGGGCAAGUGGGAUGGCUAAAGUAGAGCAUUUAGGACCCAAAGGUCUGGAUGGGAGAACUGGUUAGAGAUCCCAAGAGGGAAGAGAGAGAAAAAACAAAUAAUAAACAAACUAGGCAAAGAGAA
Molecule: messenger RNA, 3269 nt
Organism: Otolemur garnettii (small-eared galago)
Lineage: Eukaryota; Metazoa; Chordata; Mammalia; Primates; Galagidae
Gene: TTPAL
Product: alpha tocopherol transfer protein like
Exons: 5
Coding region: 317-1342 (341 amino acids)
Cellular component (GO): membrane
Molecular function (GO): phosphatidylinositol bisphosphate binding
Source: RefSeq, a predicted model, not a curated record